Messenger RNA from Aspergillus pseudotamarii, 1577 nucleotides. Its product is annotated as BTB/POZ domain-containing protein. The transcript is spliced from 2 exons. Lineage: Eukaryota; Fungi; Ascomycota; Eurotiomycetes; Eurotiales; Aspergillaceae. The record is from RefSeq and is a predicted model, not a curated record. The coding region runs from base 199 to 1290 and encodes 363 amino acids.
AUACUCGCUUUCACAACACAAACGUCUCUUCGAACAUUGAGAGAGAGACUUCACCUCCGACAGGAUUGUCGUUUGAAAGUCUCCGCAGAACUACAAUAAUCCUACCUACGACUAGUCGAAUCGUCGAGGUGAGUGAUGGAAGGUUGACAAGUUUACUCUUUUGCUAAUAGUCUGUCAUUUUAAAGGCGUUCAUCGACAAUGUCAUCCCCACUCAACCACGGAUGGAUUCCGCAGGAUACAAUCACGAUCACCCCCCAAAGUGACCUCACGAUUCAGAUUGACCAGUACUCGCGACAAGACGGAGAGAAAGUGCUCGAGAGAACGGCUCUGAUGCACGUGAAAAGGGACGUCUUGGUAAACUCAAGCAGGUACUUCCAGACCAUGAUGGGAGGCAGGUGGGCUGAGUCCAAGGGCGACAGUAUUGUCUUGGAAGAUGACACCGUGAGAAGUAUGGAGAUAUGGCUUCGAUCUUAUCACUGCACGUUAGAUGCGAUUCUAUUAGACGAUAUCUCCGUCGCGGACAUAUGGCAUGUCAUACUCGCCAGCGACAAGUACCAAUUUGACCGAGAUGAGUUGCAGGAGUGGUUCAUCAGAUGGUUCCGCAAUGCGACAGCUGGGGGAUUACAUCACGAUAGCCUUGCCAACAAGUUGAUGCUCCCUUGCUACGCCUUUGACUACGCACAAGGUUUCCAGGUCCUCACAAGGAGCCUUGCUUAUGAAGAGAAGGGUCACAUCAUGGAGAUUAACCCGAUCGAGAACGUCCGAUUGCAUCUACCGCCGAGGAUUAUCCAACAGGUGAAUGCCGCCAAGGGACGGCUCCGAAAUGUCCUUAACCGGGAGUUAUUUGCGAAGAUCAACUCACUGAUUGAGAAUGCUUCUUGUGGCUGUAAGGAUGAAACCGUUUUCAAUUACCUGAGGGAACUGGGCAGAAUCAAGGUUCAGCCAAUGGAGGAGGGGUCGUUUUCCCGCGUCAGUAUCCAAUGCUAUCUCACUCGACUACGAUUCUUCGAUCAUGAGCGAAUGCUCCGAGGGAUAUCCAAACGACGCUGUUUUGAUUGCAAUUUCAAUUGGAUGGUGGGAGUUGAAAAGGCGAUCAAAGUGACGGCCAAGUAUUUCGAUGGACUGUGUCUGGACUGUAUGAAAACAACUGUCAAGGCUGAUAAGGAGUACUGGGACCACAUUAACUUCUCCGAGCGAUACGACGCCGGUUGCCGCAUCACUCAUGGGGAGCCCACGCAUUACUUCAGUCUCAUGGCGCGCCGUGAUAAGAGAGGCCUAGUUGCGGAUUAGCAUGAGCGCUAACCGCGAUAAUUACUAGGACGCUUCAUGUUGAAUGGCCAGGGAUCGAUGGUUGCUGGUGUGCCAAGUCUGAAACCAUGGAGACUAUCGCUAUUACAUUGAGCCAUGUUUAAGCUCCAUAUGAGGAAAUUCUGCAGACCAUCGAUAUUCCAGCGCGAUAAUCCAUACUAUCGCUGUUUCUGCUUAUGUCUUACGCAUCCUCUAUAUCGAGCUUCAAACAUCAAGAUGGUAUUCAGCGCUGUAGACCAGCUUAGGGAGAGUGUCGAGACCGCCGUCGA